This is a messenger RNA of Caenorhabditis angaria, 1408 nucleotides long. The record is from the annotation of a GenBank genome assembly. NCBI's taxonomy places the organism in Eukaryota, Metazoa, Nematoda, Chromadorea, Rhabditida, Rhabditidae.
AUGGCGGAUGCGGCAAAUCCUCUCAAAAAAUUCAAGCUCGUGUUUUUGGGCGAACAAAGUGGUGAGUUACUACAACUCAGAUAUUCUGGGAAAAUUUUCGAAUUUUCAGUGGGAAAAACAUCGAUUAUAACUCGUUUCAUGUAUGAUUCAUUUGAUAACACUUAUCAAGCAACUAUAGGAAUUGAUUUUUUGAGCAAAACAAUGUAUUUGGAAGAUAGAACUGUGAGUUUUGAGGGAAUUGGAAUGGAAAAAUGAUGGAAAAUUCUCGAAGUCUUCAAAUUUCGCAUUGUUUUUUUAAAAAUGUGAAAAAUAAUAUUGAAUAAGCUGGGUCACGUUCACGUAUUUUCUAGAAAACAAUUCUUGGUUUAUUAUUUUUUCCUGUCAUUGAGAGAUUCAAAAAAAAAAUUUUUUCAAAAAUCAGAAAAUAACACAUUCAUUUUUUUCACUAUUUUUGAAAAUUCAGAUUGCUGAAAGAUUUUUUUUCUCAUUUUAUUGCCUAAAAAUUGGAAAUGACAAAAAAGUAGUUCCGAAAUUUUGAAGUGGAAUAAUUCCUACUUUUUUCUCAUGACCAGUUUUUCAACAAAAAAGAAUCGAGUCCCAAUUUUAGCCCAAACCCACCUCGGCCAAUUAGCCCUGAGGUAUCGAAAUUUUUAGAUUCGUCUUCAACUUUGGGAUACGGCUGGACAAGAGCGAUUCCGGUCAUUGAUUCCAUCUUAUAUCAGAGAUUCAAGUGUUGCUGUUGUCGUUUAUGAUAUUACCAGUAGGUUUUUUUUUAAUUGCAAGAGGAGGUUCUUCGAAAAAAGCUGGCUUAAAAUAUAAGAAUUUCAGAGAAUUGCAUGAUCUCUAGAUUUUUUUCAGUUUCAGAAACAUUACCGUAACUUCCAACACAGUAUCUCAUUUCAAUUCUAAUUCCAGACUCCAGCUCUUUUCACCAAACCACCAAAUGGGUCGAUGAUGUUAGAACAGAAAGAGGUGGAGAUGUUAUUAUUGUAUUGGUUGGCAAUAAAACUGAUCUGGCUGAUAAACGGUAAUUUUCAUUGAUUUUCUUCAAUUUCUAAAUUCAGCAUUUUCAGACAAGUAACCACUGAAGAAGGAGAGAAAAAAGCGAGAGAUUUGAAUGUUAUGUUUAUCGAAACUUCUGCAAAAGCUGGAUAUAAUGUUAAACAGGUUGGGAGUUUUAUUUGGAGUUCCGAUAAGUUUCAAAAUUUUGCAGCUUUUCCGCAAAAUCGCAACUGCUCUUCCUGGUGUUGUUAAUGAAGAAACAAGUGAUCAACGUGAGUUUUUUCCACCUCUGAAUUUUUUUUCAAAAAAAAAUCUGAUUUUUCCAGCAAAUAUUGUUGUUAUGGGUCCACCUCGUGAUGAAAAUGGAACUGAAAAAUCCGGUCUUGCUAGUCAAUGUUCAUGCUAA